UUUCUCUGUUGGUGGGGUAAAAUGUUACAGCAGAAAAUACAAACACCCACAUGGAGACAGGGCUGUUACUGUAAGUGCUCUGAGCUUUUAUUUGACUUUCAUCAAUUGUGCUUUUAUGUGAUGGUGCACUGUGGGGUUUACAUUCGUAUAUGCACAGACUUGUCAGAUAUAGGUUGUAAUGAAAUGAGAGACACGUCAACCUAGAAGGUACACCAAGAGUAUUUUUUCCCAGAGCUAUUUGUUGACACAGGCUUUAUUUGACGACUUAAUAUUAGUAUUAUAUGAUAUUAUUGGAAAUGUUAAAUCAUUUAGACUUAUUAAGUCUCUAAAUAAUAACUGUAAUUAUAUUUGGGCUACAUGCAGAUUAACUUUUUACUGGCUGCAAGAGUGAUGUUUUGUUUAUUUCUUUAUUAAUGUGUUAAAUAAAUAAACAGUAACCUUUACAUUAAAAAACAAUGUAUAGAUUCAGUGGACCUAAGGAGCAUUGUAUGAUUAUGUCUGUUUUAGUCUCAGAUAUAGCAAGUAGGCUACACUGUAAGACUAACACAUGCAUCGAGUAAAUGUAAUUAAAGAACUGUUGGCCUAAGAUUGUUGACAACAGUAAAAAUGGGUCAUAUGAGUGUUUAAGUCGUGAAACAAGAGAGACACUGUAAUGUUCUCAGACCAGCCUAGAAAAGCUUAGGGAAGCUGAGCAGCUGCUGGGAACAGAAGGCUGAGGCUGAUGGAGUGACCUCCCUAGCCCCUAACCUAUGGCUGCCUCCCCUAUACACAAACACACCUGUUAACGUCACAGGUGGCUUUGGGGCUCUGGAGCGCCACAGGUGUAGAUGCCAUUAUCCUAGCCAGACAUGCCUGAAGACUGUGCCAAGAGACCAAAUGUAGCUAAGACUCUCAAGGUAGAGGUGAUUCUGUCACAGAACAAUGGCUGUCUGAAGUGCAGACGGAUGAUAGAGAAUGCCAGGAAGCGUAUCCGUUUGUAGUACUUAGUUUGGAAAACAAUUACAAGUCAUGGAGCCAAGGCUGUGUCAGAUCUACUGAUAUGAUCUGAAGAGAAGAUGGUGGCCUCUGUGCUCCCCGGAGCUCAACAUGUUCAACCUGAUUGGCAACUGCUGCAGCUGGGUCUCCAAAUUCCAGCAGCCUUUGAGGAAAGUCACAGUGCUUGUGGUUGGUCUUGACAAUGCAGGAAAAACAUGCUCGAUCAGAGGAAUGCUGGGAGUGCCCCCAGGUGAGGUGGGUCCCACACUGGGGUGUGUCCGCACUGAGCUGCGAGUGGAGAACUUCCUGGUGACUAUGGUGGAUAUGGGAGGGGUCCUGGAGGACCGGGAGGCCUGGACAGCGCACUACGGAGAGGCCCACGCCAUCAUUUUCGUGGUGGACUCGAGUGACCGGGCACGGAUCAAGGAGGUCAAGGAUGAGAUGGUGGACAUCCUGAAGCAGCCCAGGGUGGCAGGGAAACCUCUACUGGUGUUAGCCAACAAGCAGGACAAAGUCAAUGCCAUGCUUGGGAGUGAGCUGAUUGAAAUACUCUCUCUUGAGCAUCUUGUCAACAAGAGCCGGUCGCUAUGCCACAUUGAGCCAUGCUCAGCCUUACUGGACCUGAGGAGGUGGUCGGACAGGAAGACACUGAGAGGUCUGCGCUGGCUGCUGCGGGCUGUGUGUCUCGACUACUCCGAUCUCUGUGUGCGUGUUAUACGUGACUCUCGGAGGCCCUAUGGGCACGAUGACAGGGAGAAGCGUGGGAAGGCAGAGAAAGGCCGCCGCAAGACCAAAGAACAAAGGCUACCCGGAAGCAAAAGUGAUUUAAGGCAAGAAAAGACCAGGAAAAGCAAAGGUAGCAGCUCCUUGCAGCCCAUCCGAGAUAUUCUGAAUAAGGAGAACUCCCUGAAAAAAAGGCUAACGAAUAAGAAGGUAAAGGGGAAAACCAAGAAGGAGAAUGCCAAAAACAGAAGGGACAAUGGGAACGACGAAGAGGAGGUAGAGGAGGGUGAGGCUGCCGAAGAGGCCGAACAGGAGCACAACAGCCAGAAGGAGAAAGCCAGCAGUCCCCUGUUGCCAGGGAAACAAGGCAAACUCAAAAGAAAAUCAAAAGUCAAAAAAGAGACCUUGGAUCUACCUGAAUCACUUGACACUGAUGACUCCAAACCCUCCAAAGGGAAGGGAGAGAAGAAAAAGAAGAGAAAGACAGUCAAGGUGAAGCGGAAAAACAAGAUAAACACUGAAGUGCCAGCAGCAUACACGCAACCAGUUGAUCUCUCGACUACUUUCGAACUUUACAGAACAGCAAUUUUGGCUCUAAAAGCCCGACAGGAGCAGGAGAAGGAGCAGGAGCAGGAACAGGAGCAGGACCGGGAGCGGGAGCCGGAUCAGGGUUUGGAGCGAUGACGGCUCGACUGUUCAGGGAGGAGCCUCGGCCAUGUGAUGACCCUGUAAGCUGUCCUCCGCACAGCUGUCCAGGGGUUUAUGAGCUUGCCGCAGCUCCUCUGUGACUUAUCCCGGGAGUGUAUCCGCUUCUCUGAGGAGUGCCAACCAAACCCACAGACAUAAGGCCUGUCUGAGACUUAUUCCUAGAGGCAAAUUCCAGAGACGAGCAGCAACCUGACCCCAAAUAAGUGCAUCUCAUUUAAAUAUCUUCUAGUAUCUCUGCGAACGUUUUCACUGUCAAUCGAUGUUCUACCUGAAACCAAAGAAUUUAUAAUAUAAUAUGGCAUUUCGAAUUUGUCAAUAUACUGUAUUUCAAAUGUCGUACAUAAAACAAGUCAUGUAGUAAGACUAAACAGUAUGACAUUACAUCGAAAUUUGUAUCUAAAUAUCUAGUGGCAUUUGAGUACACAGACCAUCUGAGCAUUUGAUGACUAGAUCUGAAAUCUAUUUAAGUUUACUCUGUUCUUCAUGCUGGUGUAAAUGUCGUUUUAUAAUAAAUAUAAUAUAUAAUAUUAUUUAUAAUUUUUUCAAGAACAGAUACAUUCAGGUUGUUUUACUUGUCAAGUGAAGAAUGCUGCCUUUUUUCACAUACACUGUCAUUAAUGUAACCAUAACAGAGAUGGUAGUUGCAGGACAUUGUCUUGUUUGCAGAUUCAGGGAUGGUCAGACAGAUGACUGUGAGGAGUCCUGAUGUUAAAUCUCUAGAUGGUGGCAGUGGAUGCCUGUAAACUUCACUGGUGUUUUCCAAUUAAAUAAAGUAAAAAUGUCUGUGAA
Clupea harengus (Atlantic herring) is the source of this 3195-nucleotide messenger RNA. RefSeq names its product ARF like GTPase 13A (gene arl13a). NCBI's taxonomy places the organism in Eukaryota, Metazoa, Chordata, Actinopteri, Clupeiformes, Clupeidae. Gene Ontology annotation, cellular component: non-motile cilium; ciliary membrane. Gene Ontology annotation, biological process: receptor localization to non-motile cilium; non-motile cilium assembly. The record is from RefSeq and is a predicted model, not a curated record. Gene Ontology annotation, molecular function: GTP binding; GTPase activity.